AUGUCACUCCCUCCAGAGCGCAUCAGCGUCAAACGCAGAAGACAGGAAGAACCCGUUGAGACAUUAUAUCUUGAGCACGGUAAUGGCCCGGACAAGAAGAGGAGAGUCACCGACUUCUACUUCCAACGCCUCCAGAACAAUAUGAUCGUCCCUCUUUCUCAGCGAGCCACCAGUCCGCAGGCCGUGUGGUCAGAGCCUCCUGCGCCUGGUGUUCCUCCAAUUCGUCUGACUUCACCGACUGUUGUAAAGAGAGAACCGGGCGUUUCACAGACAUCCCUCACUGCAAAGGCUGACACGGCCCACGAAGACAAGAGCAAGGCGCCUGACAAUGCCAGCGAGGAGUCCGGCAGCAGAUCAGCUCCAACCACACCCACUACAAGACAAGCUCUCCAGCAAGCCCGCCGUUUCCACCUCACUCGUCACCUCUCAUCAGUCCUUAGUCCCAGCGCUUCUGGUGGCAUCCGGAAACCCAAGAACUUUAUUCGACCUCCUCUCGCGACCUUUAUUGAAAGGCAUGGCCCCGUUUUCAGCCAUGAGCAGAAUCCGCUGUACCGUGAUAAACCAAUUGAUAAGGUGCUGGACAUCCAACAAGACAAUGGGGGAGGGACUACAGAAUCCGGUGGAGUCACAGAGCCAACCCUCGAAGCCUUGAAAGCGUCCAGACGAAGCCUGACGAGCACGUUUGUUCAGACAGGUUCUAAGACAAUUAGGAAUGGGACUUCCAUCAGAGAUCACCCGAGCACUUGGGAUUUCGAAUCCGAUCAGCUUGCAGACGAGUUGGCUGCGCUUGCGAUGGAGCUCGACCCGGAUGUGCAGGAAUCCACCGAAGCGGUGCUGCCAACGGUGUCUCCUUCAAAACCCCAGGAUGUUGUGAUGGAUUCCCACGAUCGAGAGGAUGACUACGUCUACGAGACCUAUGUUCGCGUGGAGUAUGAUGCUCAAUUGCAUGGUCCAGGUGAUGCCGCAGGUCUGCACUCCAACUAUGGAAUACUCGUGAUCGACGAAGCAGAUGUGGACUUGUGGCAGAAAUACAUCGAUAGUGAUGAUGACACUGAUUGGGAUGAAGAAGACUCGAAUGCUGAGGACAAUCCCGCGAAUGACUAUCCGGAAGAGGAAGUCAGCUCAGAUGACGAGUACGGGUAUAACCCGUACAAAUAUCGGACCUAUGGGUCUGACCAAGAGGACUUUGAUAACGACCACACCUUUCGAUAA
This is a messenger RNA of Fonsecaea multimorphosa CBS 102226, 1212 nucleotides long. RefSeq lists its product as uncharacterized. Bases 1 to 1212 code for a protein of 403 amino acids. Gene Ontology annotation, cellular component: cytoplasm. Gene Ontology annotation, biological process: protein import into nucleus. The transcript is spliced from 3 exons. The record is from RefSeq and is a predicted model, not a curated record. NCBI's taxonomy places the organism in Eukaryota, Fungi, Ascomycota, Eurotiomycetes, Chaetothyriales, Herpotrichiellaceae.